Morone saxatilis (striped sea-bass) is the source of this 3580-nucleotide messenger RNA. Its product is annotated as Usher syndrome type-1G protein homolog. Gene Ontology annotation, biological process: sensory perception of sound; equilibrioception; sensory perception of light stimulus. The record is from RefSeq and is a predicted model, not a curated record. Gene Ontology annotation, molecular function: protein binding. The coding region runs from base 139 to 1263 and encodes 374 amino acids. NCBI's taxonomy places the organism in Eukaryota, Metazoa, Chordata, Actinopteri, Moronidae. The transcript has 2 exons.
CCGGACAAGUGUGACAUCUGGGGAAACACACCGCUCCACCUGGCAGCUGCCAAUGGCCACCACAACUGCCUGUCCUUCCUGGUGGCCUUCGGUGCCAACGUGUGGUGUCUGGACAACGACUACCACACACCGCUGGACAUGGCCGCCACCAAGGGACACAUGGAAUGUGUUCGCUACCUGGACUCCAUCGCUGCCAAGCAGAUCACCCUCAACCCAAAGCUGGUCGGCAAACUCAAGGACCGGGCGUUCCGCGCCGCAGAGCGCCGGAUCAAAGACUGUGCAAAGCUCCAGAGGAGGCACCGUGAACGUAUGGAGAGGAGGUUCACGAAGGAGUCAGCAGCUUUGGACAACUUAGACGCUAUCAGCUUUUCGAGCUACACCAGCGGCAGCACACUGAGCCGAAAGUUCAACACUGUCACCUCCAACAUGCCAUACUCGCAGGCCACCCUGCAUUCCACAGCCAAGGGCAAGGCCAAGAUACAGAAGAAGCUGGAGAAGAAGAAGCAAGUUGAUGGGACGUUCAAGAUCUACGAGGACGGGAGGAAAAGUGUGCGCUCGCUGUCCGGCCUGCAGCUUGGCAAUGACGUCAUGUUCCUCAAACAGGGCACAUACACAAACUCCAAGGAGCGAUCACGCCUCAACAUCCGCGAUAUGUUCCCCCGCGACAAUGACGACGACGCCGAUACUGUCUCCCGUGCCAUGAGCGACCCGGGCCUCCACGAGGCUGCGUAUUCGGAGAUCAGUGCCGACUCCGGACGGGAUUCCCUGUUCACCCGACCCGGACUCGGCACCAUGGUGUUCAGGAGGAACUAUAUGAGUGGAGGCAUGUUUGGAAUCGGGGCACGGGAUGAAGGGAGUGUAGCAGGGAGUGAACCAGUGGGCCAGGUGCCCAAUGUUCGCCUACGAGGACAUUUGCCUCGACGCUCGCCCAGCUUCGAUGAGGACAGUAUUGGCAGCGCCUUGAGCUUGCAAGAAAGAAACCUUCAGGAAUUGCCCUGGGAGGAGACAGAUGUUGCGUUGGAUCAGGACUUGGAGCCAGAGAACAGUCCUCUGGAGACCUUCCUGGCCUCUCAAAGUCUCAGUGAGUUCAUCCAGAUUUUCAGGCGUGAGAAGAUCGACCUGCAGGCCCUGCUGCUUUGUUCAGAUCAGGACCUCAGCAGCAUUCAUAUCCCUUUGGGCCCCAGGAAGAAACUUCUGGACGCCUGCAGGAGACGUCUGGACACACUAGAUGAACCAGAGGCCAUUGAGGAUACUGAGCUUUGAACUCCAGAAUCUACAUUUUGUUUUAAAUGGGAAGCACCACUCUCCUUUCUGAUAAACGUUUGUUGUCACACAUAAGCUACUGUUUGCAUCAGCAUGUUGUGUAGAUGACCAACAUGAGUAGUUGUGAAUGGCCUUAAUGUUGCUGUUGACCCUAAAUCUACAGUGAGUCACUAGUCAAUUAGUUACAUGUAGGGUAAAGAUAGAAAUUUGUUAACAAUGGUUUUGUUUUGCAGGAGGAAGUUACCUUAAAAAAAUAACAUAUAAGCUAUCGCUGGAAUCGGUCAAGACCAACUAGAAUAUUUGGCAAGAGAGUCCGAGUGCAAAUACCAACAAGUCCAAGACAACUCUGAGACAAUAGAAAAAGCAUCUUGAGUCCAGACUUUUAGCUUUUCUAGCAGCACACUGAACCGCAAGUUCGACACCAUCACUUCCAACAGGCCAUAGUUGUAGGCAGGGGUUGUUUCUUCAGCCCUGACAUCUGAUUGGCCACCCCAUUGUCCUUACCUCUGCCACUCCACACUGUCUUUCAGAGGCUAGAGUGAAGAUACUGGUAUCAUAUGAAACAAGAUGACCUAAACUCUAUGGAGUUUUUAUAAACGUUAUUUUCGCCUAGUUUAUUUGAAUAUUUCUGCAUUCUGGGGUCCAUAAACAGAGUUGGAAUUGGAUAAAUUGCAUUGGUGUGAACCUGCCAGUUCACAACUAGACAAAACAGUAUACCGUCUCCAUAACAAAAACUCUCUUUACUUCUGUUCAACAGCCAGCUUUUUUUUUGUAGCUGGAUAUCAUUUAUAGCAUCCUAAAAUAUAAAAUGAGGAUUUUAGAUUACUGUCUACAGUUAGGUUUUAUUGAUGAAACGAUGAGAACUCUUAAUAAGAAGAGAGGAUUGAGAAUUAGGAGCCGUCCAUGGGUGCAUGGGUACAUUUUAAGGCUUGUGUCAAACACAUUGAAUAGGUGAUCUUCCUCUGUCCAAAACUCUGUGAUUGACUUGACUAGCUGACAUCCCAACAUUUCUGCUCGGAAAUGUCAAUGUCAUCCUUAGCUGUACAUUGAGAGCAAACUAACUGUUAGCAUGUUAUAGCAUGUUUGUUUGAGUCAGUCAGUUUUAAAUUUGCUGAUUUUUUGACUUAGUUUACUAUAUAAUGGUAGAUAGCUUUUAAAAUAAAAACAUACAUAUAGAUAGAAUAUUUUAACUAAAUCAACCACCCGUCACUGCACCUAGCUUAAUCUAAUGAGAUCCACAGCUUCCAAAAUGACCACACAGCUAAAUUAACAACAAUCAAAAAAAAUUAGACUUUAAUCUCCUGCAAUUACAUUUUACUCCCAUGUAGCUUUUUCCCUUUACAUUGGCUAACACACCUCCGCUGGAGACCUUCCUAACUUCACUCUUACCUUUGUUGCACUUGUUAAGGUGUGACAACUCAAUUGUGGAUGAUUCUUUAAAUAUGUGCGACCGGAGCAAAGUCCUAGCAUGGCUCAACCCAACUUCAACCUGCACAGAGAUUAGCCAGAAUAACUGAAAACACCUGUGUGCAGGUGUGCCAGCAGAGCCUUUUACAAGACCAGAUGGCUUUUCUACCUGGCUAAAUGGCACCACCUAGUGGCCACUUGUGGUAUGUAGCUUUGGAGGACUAGAAGGCGUUGAUGUUGAUAUCUCAUACAUUUUAUCUGUUAUACAUAAUGUUAUUUUUUCUAUUCAUGUACUGGAUUAUUACACAGUGAAUGCAUGUAUGAUGUAGGCUCCAUGUACUGUUAUUAUUCCUCAGUGCAGUCAGUGAAGGCAGCAUGGAGCCUAGUCAUCACACUGAAAAGAAGUAAUAAACAUUUUAUGCCACAUGUACAAACACAUGUACACACAUUCGGUAUUGUGUUUGUAUGGAUUCUCUUGCAGUGAAAUUACUGUUACUGUAACACUUCAUGCAUCGAUGAAUGAUUUACUUAUUAGUGAAUGUAAUCCUUUGAAUGUACAGUUUUCUUACUUUAUGACAUGUUAUUUUAAUCCAUGGCACAUACACAAUAGUGACUUACUAUAUAUGGGGUUUAUAUAUGGAUGAAAAUGGCCCCAGACUGACUGUUGCUCUGCAAACACUGUCGCAAUAGUAAAAACAAUGUGGUGGUACUGUGAGUUUAUGUGAGUGUGUGCUAGAUAACACUGUUAUCUCAGGUUGCUCCGGGGCGUAUUUGGUUUCACUGAAGGUCUGUCUGUCUGUGCACUUGAGAGUAUGACUGUGCAUGAAUGUACAUUUUAAAAAACUGUUUUUGUAUCUGAAGAUGUACCCACAACUGUGAUUAUCUUUUAGUAAAAUAAAGUGGAAAAUAU